Messenger RNA from Bemisia tabaci, 892 nucleotides. Its product is annotated as larval cuticle protein A3A. Gene Ontology annotation, cellular component: extracellular matrix. The record is from RefSeq and is a predicted model, not a curated record. NCBI's taxonomy places the organism in Eukaryota, Metazoa, Arthropoda, Insecta, Hemiptera, Aleyrodidae.
UCCAUUUUGGAUAAUACCUACGUGCAUCAUGGCCAACAGGAUGCAGUCUACACGCGAAUUGACUCCGACUUGAAUUCCUUUCACGCCCAUUGCUGAAAUUCGGCCUGCAACUCUAAUCCUUCCCGCUUAAUUUGAUAGUGUCUUUCACUAGUCUAAAUUUCGGGUAUAAAAGUCUCGGUGAUUCCCCCUAUCUUCAUCAGUUAACUCCGUGCUUCAGUACAGCCUCCAUCAGCUCCAAUCCAUCAGAAUGGCUUUCAAGUUCGUCAUCUUAGCUGCCCUCGCAACCGUAGCCAGCUGCGGCUACGCCGGCCCAGCCUACACAAAUGGAGCAGCUCUAGCCGGUGCUGGUUACGGAGCCGGAGCUUACGGCCACGGUGCUGCAUCCCCCUUGGCUUACGGCCACGCUGCGGUGGCCGCCCCCGCGAGUUACGGCCACGAAUCGUACCCUGACGCGCACCCCGCCUACAAAUUCGAAUACAGCGUCCACGAUCCACACACCGGAGACUCCAAGACCCAGGCCGAAUCCCGCAACGGUCACCACGUCAGCGGCUUCUACUCCGUAGGCGAACCCGACGGAAGCACCAGGACCGUCCACUACGCCGACAACGGCCACGGUUUCGAGGCCACCGUACAUAAGGAACCCGGCCACCACCCAGUUGUUGCCCCAGCCCCUGUCCAUGCUGCCCCCCUCCACGUCGCUCCGGCACCCGCCUACCAUGCAGCUCCGGCACCCGCCUACCACGCAGCUUUGGCUUCCGCCUACCAAGCUGGUCCGGCACCCGCCUACCACGCCGCCCCAAGCUACGGAAACCACGCUUGAAACUUUCUAGUCAGUCCAUGUGAUCGUUUUAGUGUAAAAUUAGUCAAUUCAAAUAAACAACCGUUAAAUUGA